AUGUCUGCUACCAUUCUCAACCCACGAGACUUGUUCACUUUCGAUUCUCCGGCUAUGCUGCCUCCUCGCAUGCCAAAAAUGCAUGACGAAUUGACAGACCCGAAUAUCGAUCCUCAGUUAGCAGCUCCAAGGCGAUCUUCAAGGCGCUAUUCGAAUACGAGUGUUGAGAGAGCAAAACACCUCGAGCGCAAUCGAGUUGCCGCGAACAAAUGUCGCCAGAAGAAGAAGAAGCGACAAGAGGAGAUCCAACAUACUCUCAUCGAAGAAACAGAGAAGCACGAUGCUCUUAUUUCCACAAUCGAUUGCCUUAAGGAGCAGGUCUGGCAUCUCAAGAACAUAAUUUUCGACCAUGUAUCCUGCGACGACCCACAAAUCAAUCUCCAACUUGCCAAGUACAGUGAACGUGCUGCACAGAAUACUAUCGGAGCUGCUCAAUGUCCUUCUCCCACUUUCUCUGCGAGUACAGUAUCGGAUAAAUCAAGUGGACUCGGAGACGGGGACUUUUUCCUAGAAGCCAAUCCUCCAGACGCAACUCCGACGAUGAUGAUGCCAGAGAAGACUGCAUAUCUAUAUGACGAUUUCCCCGACUUCAUGUUUGAUAACUUUGUUCAAGCCGAUUAA
Molecule: messenger RNA, 621 nt
Organism: Penicillium malachiteum
Lineage: Eukaryota; Fungi; Ascomycota; Eurotiomycetes; Eurotiales; Aspergillaceae
Exons: 1
Coding region: 1-621 (206 amino acids)
Biological process (GO): regulation of transcription by RNA polymerase II
Molecular function (GO): DNA-binding transcription factor activity, RNA polymerase II-specific; RNA polymerase II cis-regulatory region sequence-specific DNA binding
Source: RefSeq, a predicted model, not a curated record